Sugiyamaella lignohabitans is the source of this 1392-nucleotide messenger RNA. RefSeq lists its product as uncharacterized. Gene Ontology annotation, molecular function: N-acetylglucosamine-6-phosphate deacetylase activity. Bases 1 to 1392 code for a protein of 463 amino acids. The transcript has a single exon. Gene Ontology annotation, biological process: N-acetylglucosamine catabolic process. Lineage: Eukaryota; Fungi; Ascomycota; Dipodascomycetes; Dipodascales; Trichomonascaceae. The record is from RefSeq and is a predicted model, not a curated record.
AUGCCUAGAAUCUCUACCUCCACACCAAAUACUUCCGGCUACGUCGACAGCGAUGCUGACGACUCUUUAGUAUCACCCAACUCUCCUAGCUCAGUCUUUUCUCAAGAAGAUAAGUUCCUAACUGGAGUGACCGCCCCCAUUAUUAGAUUCAUUAAUGCCACUUUAUGUGAAGAAGGAAAAUCAUACCCAAAUUCGCAGUUAUGGGUUGAUGCUGAAUCUGGUGUCAUUCUUAAGAGCAGCAUCGAUACUGAGUUCAGUGAUGAUCAAGAGCCUUCUCCUGAAGAAGUCACUACUAUCGAUCUCAACGGAGAUAUCCUGUCACCUGGUUUCAUUGAUGCACAGCUCAACGGUGCCUUCGGCAUGGAUUUCUGUGACGUAAACUAUGGUGACGGAUCUAUCAAGGCUUUUGAGGAAGGUGUUGCUUAUAUUGGCAGACAACUGUUCAAGACCGGUGUCACCUCAUACUGUCCUACCUUGCCAUCUACAUAUCCUCAUGUCUAUCAAAAGGUACUUCCAUCUUUAAAACCCAAGAGGAUCUCUACCGCUGCUGAGAGUCUUGGUUAUCACUUGGAGGGUCCAUUUUUGAGUCCCAAGAAGCCUGGUUGUCACCCUCGUGACGCCAUCGUCACUGCUCCUAAGCACUUUCAAUCUUUUGAAGAAAUUUACGGUGCUGAUAACAUUGAUGGUGCUGCCAUUAUUACUUUGGCUGCUGAGCAAGAGGGUGUAAUGGAGUCUAUUCCUGAUCUUACUAAAAGAGGUAUUACUGUUUCUCUGGGCCACUCUGUUCUUGACUACGAUGGAGGUUGCAAAGCAGUUAACCUCGGCGCCAAAAUGAUUACCCAUGUUUACAAUGCCAUGACUCAACCCCAUCACAGAGAACCCGGUCUCUUUGGUCUUCUUGGAGCUCCCAACAAAGAUCUUCCUGAUUCCUCCUGUCAACUCACCAAGCCCUACUAUGGUAUCAUUGUUGACGGUGUCCAUGUUCACCGUAGCGGUGUAGCUGUUGCCUACCACGCCCACCCUGAAGGUUGCUGUCUCGUUACAGAUGCCAUGUUCCCUAUGGGACUGCCUUCUGGAACCUAUACCUGGGGUGAGCAAACUAUCGUUAAGGACGACCUCUUGCUCUUCCUUAACGGCACCAAUACUAUUGCCGGUAGCGGUGUUGAGCUUGACACUUGUCUUCGUAACCUAAUGGCUUGGGCUGAAAUCCCCAUCGAGACUGCCCUGAAAACUGUCACCACCCACCCUGCCAGGGUCCUUGGUGUUGAGAACAAAAAGGGUACUUUGAGGGCCAAGGCUGAUGCUGACUUGACUAUCCUGGAUGCUGCUGGUAACAUCAAGCAUGUCUACAAGCUUGGCCAGUGUGUUUACAGAGCUGCUGACAAAAAAUAA